This is a messenger RNA of Argiope bruennichi, 3826 nucleotides long. Its product is annotated as putative polypeptide N-acetylgalactosaminyltransferase 9. The record is from RefSeq and is a predicted model, not a curated record. NCBI's taxonomy places the organism in Eukaryota, Metazoa, Arthropoda, Arachnida, Araneae, Araneidae. The transcript has 15 exons. The coding region runs from base 417 to 2345 and encodes 642 amino acids. Gene Ontology annotation, cellular component: Golgi apparatus.
UUCCUGCGGGCAGUGGAGCAACAGGUAUUCUAAAUCAGUGGGGGUGUGAGAAUCAAUUGCGCAUUAAUUAUUUGACAUCUUUUAUGAGGAUUUUUCUGCUGGGAUGAAGAUUUGAAGAUUUUCUUUGGCUUCUUUUAGGAAUUUUAGGAAAUCCGUACCUGGAAACCUUUUAUUCUUUUCUUGAGGGUGGAAAAAUAUUUAUUUUUGUCUGAAAGAAGAAACUUUAACUGGGAGUGAUACUGAACAAAGGUAAGUCCAAAGAUCCUUUACAAGAAAGAUUUGGAGGUGGAAAGAUUGAUUUCUGCAGCAAUUGUGUCGGGGAAAACUCAAUGCAACUUGAUGCAAAAUAUCUUCAUCAAAGUCUUCAAAUAAUCCUGUGCCUGCAGUAGCAUCCUACCCACAUUCCAAGUCUUCCAAUGUCUAAACGUCGCCCUUUCAGCAUGAUCUUCUUCCACAGGCGGAAGUCACUGAUCGUCAAACUGAUCCUCGUGGUCCCGAUCACUUGGAUCAUUGUCACAACUCUGCUGAGCUUCACCGAGAAACUGGGCCUAGAGAAGGAAGUGGACGAGGUAGUGGUAGACGUGCCCAAUCUAGUCAUUGAACAAAACGCUGUCACGGUCAGCGGGGACAAAUACGAAGGCAGGAAGCCGAGGCAGUCCAUGGAGGAACCGCCAAGACUCUCCAUCCUGCCACAGAUUGUUAUUCAGACGAAGCCAGAGGUAGAAUUUAACUUGGGAUUGAUGCAUGAGAUUCAUGCAGAUGAUAGACCCGAUUUGGCGCAGUUGGCACCGCCAAGAGAACCCGAAGGACCUGGUGAAGGUGGUAAGCCCGUCGUGCUGGGGAAUCUGACAGAAGAACAGCAGGCACUCGUUAAAGAAGGCUGGGAAAGAAAUGCUUUUAAUCAGUAUGUUAGUGACAUCAUAUCAUUGCACAGAUAUCUUCCCGAUGUCAGACCCAGAGGCGUUGCUGAAGGAUGCCAGGAGGAAAAGUACGACGACGACCUGCCCCCCACCAGUGUAAUCAUCUGCUUCCACAAUGAGGCGUGGAGUGUGCUCCUGAGGACAGUCCACAGCGUCCUCGAUCGAUCCCCUCCCCACCUCAUCGAAGAGGUCAUCCUCGUCGACGACUUCUCGGAUCUGCCCCACUUGGGUCGUCCCUUGGAAGACUACUUCCUACACCAGCCGAAAGUAAAGAUUAUCCGCGCCAGGCGGCGGGAAGGUCUCAUCCGAGCACGUCUGAUGGGUGCAGCAGUUGCCAAAGCUCCCAUCCUAACAUACCUCGACUCUCACUGUGAAUGUGCCCUAGGCUGGCUAGAGCCUCUGCUUCAACGCAUAGCCAACAACUGGACGACGGUCGUGUGUCCAGUUAUUGACGUGAUCGACGACGAAACGUUCGAAUACCACUUCCGUGAGUCCGGUGAGGUCAACGUCGGGGGCUUCGACUGGAACCUGCAGUUCAGUUGGCACGCGAUGCCGGAGAGGGAACACAAAAGAAGAAACCACACGUGGGACCCUGUCUGGUCUCCCACUAUGGCUGGAGGACUGUUCUCCAUCAACAAGAAGUUCUUUGAAAGGCUCGGAACAUACGACAGCGGAUUCGAUAUUUGGGGCGGCGAGAACUUGGAACUUUCUUUCAAAACUUGGAUGUGCGGUGGUUCUUUGGAAAUCAUUCCCUGCUCUCACGUGGGACACAUUUUCAGGAAAAGAAGUCCUUACAAAUGGAAGUCUGGGGUCAACGUUUUGAGGAAGAAUUCGGUGCGCUUGGCAGAAGUGUGGCUUGAUGAAUACAAAAAGUAUUACUACGACAGAAUAGGAAAUGAUCUGGGCGAAUUUGGCGACGUAACUUCUAGAAAAGAGUUGAGGAAAAGACUCCAAUGCAAAUCAUUUGAUUGGUAUUUGAAAAACGUUUAUCCGGAACUAUAUAUACCUGGUGAGGCACUGGGUCAGGGUGAGAUACGAAAUCUUGGCGACGGUGGGGACACCUGUCUAGACAGUGCUGCUAAAAGAGACGAUUUCCAUAAACCAGUUGGUCUGUGGCCUUGCCAUAGUCAAGGUGGCAAUCAAUACUGGAUGUUCAGUAAAGAAGGCGAAAUCAAACGAGAUGAAGCCUGCCUGGAUUACUCUGGUGGAGACGUUAUCCUUUACCCAUGCCACGGAGCCGGUGGAAAUCAGCAGUGGAUUUACGAUCCAAAUCUUCACACAAUACAGCAGGCAAGCAGCAGGAAAUGUAUGGAGCUCUCACCGGACAAACAAUCCGUGCUCAUGAAUCCAUGCAGCGGCAGCCCCCGACAGAAAUGGCUCGUUCAAAACUAUGACCCAACAAAACUGGAGAAAUUAGCUUCUUAGUAGAUGCUCGAUAUAUCGAUUUCUCAUGAUUCAUCAUCACAAUCGUCAUCGAAUCUCAUCUUCACGAUCGAGGAGCUGAAAUCAUUUAUACUGAAAUUGAGAAAACGGACUAACUGCCAAAGAUUUUUUGCAAUGAGAAAAUGAUUGCAAAUUUAUUGUUCCUGACAAAGUUCGAUCUUGUGUAGAAGCAAGACGUCCUCCACAUGUGUGUCCCUUCUUUUUUCAAUAAGAACCGAUUGCAAGAUUCCCUGAAUUAUUGUUAUUAGUUUUAAUUUUCUUACACCGAAAAAUGGUCCCGAUUGCAAGCUGUUUCCUCCAAUGCUUCACAAUCAAAUAAAUCUUCGUAACAAAACAGAAACGCGAGUAAAUUAUGAAAUAGUAAAAUUAUAUACCAUAUGAUUAAAUGUAUUCUCAGAAUGAAGUGCCUUACAGAGAUUGAUAAAAAAAAAGAAAACCUUCGAUAGAUUUAAAUUAAUUUUUAAAAUAUAUUGUUUUCUGUACAGAUUAUAUAACUUCCAAACAUUCCUGAUAUUAGUUGUUAAGCAUUCAAUUCAUUUAUUAUAUAGAAAUCGAAAAUAGAAUUAAUCGGCAGCAAAUAUUAGAAUUUGGAAUUCCAAAUUUUACUUCUAUUCUCACAUUAUUAGGAAUUGGAUUUUUUUUAAAAUUUUGAAUAAAAAUGAAUAGCAUCGUUUUUUGUUUUUUUUUUCCUUGAAAUUUUUAAAGCUUCGGAACAGAAUAGACGAAAUAUUUCAAAAAACGAAUAGUUUUCAAUUGCAUUGAGUUUUGAAAUUCUAUACUUUUACAAAAUUGAAUUGUUAUCUAGUCAUUUAGUUGUAUUAUUUUCUGAAAUAUUGAAAAUAUAUAGGCCAACCCCAUCUAAUGUCUUUUUCCAUUGACUUUUUUUAACACAAUCAAUAAGCCUUCUUGCUAAAAAAAAAUGAAGAAUGUUUAUAUUUGAAUAAGAAAAAGAAGUAUCGACCCAUUUAAAAUAGAAUUGUUAAUGCCACAAUCUAUAACCUUGAUUAAUUAAUUGUGCAUAGUUUUUAUAGGUUUGCCUAAAAUAUUUAAAAUAAAUGAAUUAUGAAUAUUUAUUUUAAUUAUUCAAUGAAACUUUAUAAGUAAAACAUAUUUCUAUUAUUUGGAUAUGCUUUAUAUGUAAUUUUUUCUACUUUAUGUUUAAAUUUUGGAAGAUUCUUUAUAUGCACCGAAAUAUUGUUAUAUCCGUUCUCAAAUAUCUGUAGAAUAUUACUUUCAGAAUAUUUUAAAAUUAUACAACUAUUUGAAUUCCAUUUACUGAAUUUAAUACUAUUUGCUUUCUUACAACUCAGAUAAUGAUUGGUUUUAUGGUUUGCAUUUUUCAAUACUUAUAUUCAUUUCCAUUGUUAAGCAUAUAUGUAACUCCAACUUCAUAAAUAUUUUUUUCAAAAUAUAAUUUUUUUUUUCUAAAAUAUAUGCUUCUAAAAAUACUCGUUAUUUAUUUU